This is a messenger RNA of Salvelinus sp. IW2-2015, 520 nucleotides long. Its product is annotated as protein enabled homolog. The record is from RefSeq and is a predicted model, not a curated record. Lineage: Eukaryota; Metazoa; Chordata; Actinopteri; Salmoniformes; Salmonidae.
GGUUUGGAAGGUGUCAUACAGCAGCAAAGUCAGGGGUGUGUGGGCCUCUGAAACUCCUCCACCUGCGGAAUCCACUGUUCCCACCUCCGAGAGGAUCUACAAACACAUACAGGAAGAGAUGGAGCGGCAGAGAGAGAGUUACCAGAGGGAGAUGACAGGCCUGAGAACCGACAAACAGAGACUGGAGGAGAAGGUUCUAGAGCUCAACCGACAGAACCAAGAGAACACAGACAGAAACGUUCUAGAACACAACCAACAGAACACAGACAGAAACGUUCUAGAACACAACCAAGAGAACACAGACAAAAACGUUCUAGAACACAACCAAGAGAACACAGACAGAAACGUUCUAGAACACAACCAAGAGAACACAGACGAGAGAAUCCGGUCAGAGUGUGAGGAGCGCCUGAGGGCGGAGCUUAAGGCGGAGCUUGAUGCGGCUGUUGCCACGAGCAACCAGAGAGAGCAGGCUGCAGACUCACCUAGCCGAUCUCCAAUCACAGGUAAUCUACUCAACUAG